Messenger RNA from Vicia villosa (hairy vetch), 1229 nucleotides. RefSeq lists its product as uncharacterized. NCBI's taxonomy places the organism in Eukaryota, Viridiplantae, Streptophyta, Magnoliopsida, Fabales, Fabaceae. The transcript is spliced from 9 exons. Bases 188 to 1033 code for a protein of 281 amino acids. The record is from RefSeq and is a predicted model, not a curated record.
UUUUAUUCCGUUCAAACGCUAUUCAAUUUUUUUAUCCGUUUUUUUCCCUUCUAUUUAAACCCUCGUUCUUCUCCUCAUCCUUCCAUUAUCUCUACUCUUCGCUGUCCCUUACCCUUCUCUGCAUUUUUCUCGCUCUCGCUUCCGUUACUUCCCCUUUUUCCUAAUUAAGUUAAGUAAUAAAGUCCAAAUGGAGAACGGGCUUAAGUUUCAGGAAGUUUCAAACCCAAAAUACGACUGUCUAUUGUUUGAUAUUGAUGACACACUUUACCCUUUUAGUUCAGGAAUCUCGGCGCAUACAGCCAAAAAUAUUGAAGUGUAUAUGCUUGAAAAGCUUGGAAUGGAUGCUGCUAAAGUUCCCGAGUUGUGCUCUUCAUUAUACAAGACUUAUGGGACAACAAUGGCUGGUCUUAGGGCAAUUGGCUAUGACUUUGACUACGAUGACUUUCAUCGUUGUGUGCAUGGGAGAUUGCCGUAUAAUCUACUGAAACCGGACCCUGUUCUCAAGGGGAUUUUGCAAAGCUUGCCUUUUAGGAAAGUGUGUUUUACCAAUGCAGAUGCGGGACAUGCGAAAAGAGUGCUUAAAAGACUUGGGCUAGAGGAUUGUUUUGAAAGAAUUAUAAGCUUUGAUACUCUGAAUCCCUCUGAUGGCAUCAGCCCUCCAAAUUACAAAAAUAGCGAUGAAAUUUUUGAUUUCUGUGAGUACACACGCCGGCCUGAUUCUGAUAUGGUGCUUCCAAAGACACCAAUUAUCUGCAAACCGUUUGAAAAUGCAUAUGAAAAGGCUUUUGAAUUGGCUAACAUUGACCCUCAAAGAACAUUGUUCUUCGAUGACAGUCUCCGCAAUUUAAUGACAGCCAAACGUUUGGGCCUCCAUACGGUUGCGGUGGGUACAUCGGUGCGUAGUACAGGAGUGGAUCAUGCAUUAGAGAGUAUUCAUAAUAUCAGAGAAGCAUUUCCAGAGUUAUGGGAAGGCGAUGAGAAGAUUGAUAUUGUUAACUACCAGGUUGCAAUUGAAACAACAGUAAAAGCAUAGGUUAUAUAUAGACUAUGAUUUGUUUGUGGUGUCUUUAGUAUAGUGGGCAUGGCACCUAUGUAAUUGUUAUUUAAGUUUUUUUUUGCUUGAUCUUGUAUUAGCUUAACCCCUUGGCGUCUAUAUCUCUAUAGUGUCAAUUGAAAUUUGAAACACAGAACCAGUUGAAUACAAUUCAUCUUUUUUCUUUCUAUUUUAA